Penicillium bovifimosum is the source of this 585-nucleotide messenger RNA. Its product is annotated as retrotransposon Ty1-copia subclass. The transcript has 3 exons. The coding region runs from base 1 to 585 and encodes 194 amino acids. The record is from RefSeq and is a predicted model, not a curated record. NCBI's taxonomy places the organism in Eukaryota, Fungi, Ascomycota, Eurotiomycetes, Eurotiales, Aspergillaceae.
AUGCGAUUGAAUGAUACUGAGGAAUGCGUCCCUCUGAGCCCCGACGCUCAACUUAUUGAACUCGAAACUCGUAGGCGUCAACUUGACUCCUCGAAGUACGAUCGGAUCAACGAGUAUAUAAAUGAGUUCCGCGAUAUCCGCUUGCAAACCAAGCGACUCGGGAUUGACAACCCAGAGGCACAGUGGGUAACACUUUUCAUGGCUGGCCUGGACUCUAAGUGGAACCUUUUCAAGACCAUCCAGAGAGCCGGCCGCACUGUCAUGAGAAUCGGCUCUGACACGACCACUCCGCUCAUGAAGGUCGAUGACCUCAUCCGAGCCAUUCUGACCGAGGAGUCCGACAACCGUGGAGAACAACCGUCCUUCGAAUUCAGCUCAGGUGAAGACAUCACCGUGAAGAUUCCUUUCUGCUCCCACUGCGGCACCGUGUGGCACAAGAAGUCCGAGUGCUACCAGCUCUACCCACACCUGAAUCCAAAGACAGACAAGAAGGAGCAGAAACGGCGUCGCGCUGACACAGCUGGUAAUGCACAACCUACCGAGUCGGUCAUGAUGGCCCUUGACUCUUCCGCGAUCGCCAACUAG